AGUUGCUUGUGUGCUCGGGAAGGCGGGGGCGGCGGCUUGGAGACGGGAAUUGGUCGGAAAAGCGGUAAUUGAAGGUACCUCCUGGAGGAAGGUAAAGGAAGGAGAGAACAAGAAAGCACCAUGUCUUCAGUCUCAGCUUAUUACAAUGGAAAGACCGUACUUAUCACAGGAGCUACAGGUUUCAUGGGCAAAGUACUGGUGGAAAAGCUUCUGCGCUCCAGCCCUGAUGUAAAAGCAGUUUAUAUACUCGUCAGGCCAAAGGCUGGACAGUCAAUGCAAGAGAGAGUGGCCAACAUGUUGAAAUGCAAGGUCUUUGACAGGGUCCGAGAAGAUUGCCCUAAUUUCCACGAGAAGAUUAAGCCUAUUAAUGCUGAACUCACUCAGCCCAAGCUGGCCAUCAGUGCUGAAGAUGAGGAAGAGCUUCUGACCCGGGUCAAUAUUGUCUUCCACUGUGCAGCAACAGUUCGCUUUGAUGAACCCCUGAAACAUGCCCUGCAACUGAAUGUAAUGGGCACACAGCGGCUCCUAGAGCUGGCCCGGCAGAUGCAGAACCUCGAGGCCUUCAUCCACAUCUCCACCGCCUAUGCAAACUGUGUCCGGAAAUGCAUAGACGAAGUCAUCUACCCGCCCCCAGCUGAACCCAAGAAGCUCUUCGAUUUAGUAGAGUGGUUGGAUGAAUCUAUCAUUCAAGACAUCACACCCAAGCUGCUUGGGGACUGGCCCAACACUUACACCUACACCAAAGCCUUGUCAGAAUACCUGAUACAGCAAGAGAAAGGAAACCUGAACAUUGCUAUCAUCAGGCCAUCCAUCGUGGGAGCUAGCUGGCAUGAGCCUUUCCCAGGUUGGAUUGACAGCUUCAACGGGACAAGUGGAAUAUUUGUUGCGGCAGGCAAAGGGAUUCUGCGGACUGUCAUUGCCAACAACGAAGCGGUGGCAGAUAUGAUUCCCGUAGACGUCGCCAUCAACCUCACCCUUGCAGCCGCGUGGUACACUGCUGUGCACAGACCAAAAAACAUGUUGGUGUACAACUGCACAACAGGUGGAAUCAACCCUUUCUUCUGGGGAGAAAUGGAGCAGUAUGUCAUGUCUACAUUCAAAAGGAACCCGCUGGAGCAGGCCUUCCGAACACCCAACGCUCACUUGACAUCCAACUACUUGAUAAACCAGUACUGGAUAACCGUCAGUCACAAGGCACCGGCCAUACUCUACGACCUGUACAUGAGGCUCACAGGUAGAAAGCCCAGAAUGAUGAAGAUUAUCAAUCGACUGCACAAGUCUAUGAUGCUCCUGCAGUAUUUCUCCACCCAGUCCUGGGAUUGGUCUUCAGAUAAUAUGAAUAUGUUAAUGAGUCACCUUAACACAGAGGACAAAAAGUUAUACAACUUCGAUGUUCGUCAGCUGCACUGGUCAGAAUACAUUGAAAGCUACUGCCUAGGUGCUAAGAAGUACUUGCUAAAUGAGGACAUGGCUGGCAUUCCAGCAGCAAAGCAGCACUUACGAAAGCUGAGGAACAUCCGAUAUGCAUUCAACACCACCCUCCUUGUGAUAAUCUGGCGCAUUUUCAUUGCAAGGUCACAGAUGGCUCGAAACAUCUGGUACUUUGUGGUUAGCCUCUGCUACAAGUUCCUUUCCUACUUCAGGGCAUCCAGCACCCUCAGGCACUGAAGCCGUCCAUCAGCAACCAGCCUCUUCCAGAAGGACCUCCAUCUCCUCUAAUCAGCAACUAUGGGCAUCGGGGUCUGAAAGUAGCAGAAAAAUCCACUCCCUCCAACAGCAGCCUGCAUUUAUUGUGUUCACCUUUUUUCAUUUCAACUAAUGCUUUAAUACAUGGUGGUCUUUCUUCCAUAGGACCAGGCCAAUUUUUAAAGCCAUAACUGAAACUUUAGGAACACGUCAAGCUGAAACCAUUCAUCUAGAGUCUGAUGUGCAAGAGUAAGGACUAACCAGUGUCAUUGUCUUCCCAUGUACUACCUAGGCUAUCUUAUUCCCAUCUUCUUUCUCAAAAGAGGCAAAUUUAAAGCAUACAACCUUAGAAGAAAAGGAUGCCAUCAGAGAAGACCCAGCCAAGGGAAUUAAUGUGUAAGAGGUCUUCCUAAAGAGGCUAUUCCUUCAUUCUCAUUCAGUGAAGUGGUACCUUAUUGAAAAACACAAUUUCACAUUUUCAGUUUUUCAGAACUUACAGGGGAAAAAAGAUCAGUUACGCUAGGCCAGUGAACACACUGAGCAGUUUUCAGAUCUUGUCUUAUCUUGCUACUGAGGACUGACUGAUACUUUCAAGCCAUAACUGAAGACACACAUAGAAUUCAUGUACCUAUGUUAACUCUACUCACUGACAAGCUGCUUUCUUAUGGAGAGGUAUUUUUUAAUCUCUGUUGGUUAAGGGUGCAGUCUAUUAAAAAGCCCUGUUCUUGCAUUUAUCACAUUUGUUUGGAACAUUUUUUUUUGGCUUGAAAAAAUUCUGUGUUUACUCUGAGAAUGAAGACUUCUUGAAAGAUUGAAGGAGUAUUCAGAAACUCUCUAUUAUUUUUGAGGAAUAGGUCUUUUUCCCCCUUGGAUUUGUCUGCAGAAAAUCUUUCUCUCUGUAGCUCAAAAACAGCCUGAUACUGUCCUUCAUGCUUUCAUUAUAGCUAAAUCACUCUGCAGCUGAUCAUUUCCACUGGCAAAAAAAAGCAUAAAGACAUGUAUGAAGGAGAUCCCAUCAGGCCAGUUCUGCUGCCACUCCUGUCAGUAAGAACUAAAAAGUCUGCAACUUAUUUUCGUUAGGAAUAGGAAAGAUUUCAUUGAUUUUUGUGUAAAAACAGUCAUGCACUGUGAAGGUGCAUUUUGUCCUACACUGCAGUUUAGAAAGGAACCCGAGGAUCUUCCCAAUGCUCAUGGCUAUUGGAGAUGCUUGCUUCACCUAGUGAAGUAUGAAUUCCUGUGGGGGGAGAGAGAAAGAGAGAGCCUUCUUCAAAGCAGCUGGUGCAACAACGGCCUUAGUGCAACAGCAACAACUUUAUCAUGCUAUCAGCUUUUUGAAGUCAAAUCUAAUACUGGAAUAUUUUUUAUUCAGAUAACACUGAAUAAGCACUUUAAGAUUAUCAGACUUUAAAGCAGCUGGUUUUUGAAACAAUGCAGCACCCAAUUCCUCUAGUCUUGUGUCAUGCUAGCUGUCUGAAAAAGUAAUGCUACAUCACAAAAAAUGACACAGUCGCUCUUCCGAGAGCUGAGAAUAGCAGAGUAUUUACAAAGCUGGCAUUCUUCAAAAAUUAAACUUGUUUUUGGCAGCGAGGGCAAGAGUAAGUUAUGAUGACAGUAUAUUUAUAUCUUAGACCUCCAAACUAGCUCAAAAGUCUUUCUAAAGGUGCAAGGAAUUUAUCUGCCCCCCUAUGCCCCAGAGGCCUAGUACCAAGCAAUUGCCAAAGGAUGUCUGCAACAGAACAUGACCAGAAACAUGGUGUCUAGAAUGGCAGGGCUCUGGCAUUCCCUAGCAAAGCCCCUGCAUUUGUCACACAUUACUGCUGAUCUAUGCUUAGUAGGUCAAGCACCCAGUUUACAAAGACGUAAAUUUUUUAAGUUCUUGCCUUGAAAACAUACUUUCAAAAUGAAACCAUCACGGUUGUUACCUAUGUGUUUUCCAACUUUAGAAAGCUGGCAGUGCAUGUUGUGCAUCGCGUGUUAGCAAGGUGUCAUGCCUGGGAAACUAGGAGCUAUAGGUUCAGGCACUGGGGACCAGACAUUUCACGUACAGUGCUUCCAUGGCAGUGUAUAUGGUGAAAGGUAGCUGCAUUAUACUUUGUCAACUUGGCCAUGCAGAGACUGUGGCUACCUUGGUGGUGUGAGGCAGGCUGAUGUAGGCAUUCCUCUAGAAAGACUGCAUUCCCUUAAAUACAUAAUCAGGUCAUCAGCCAGCUUCCAGUCUUCUCAUAUGAAAGGCUAAAAAAACAAACAAAAAAAACCUCCUGCAGAUUAUUUUGAAACAAACUUCCAUUAAAAAAGUAGGAAAGAAUUUUAACUCAUGUACUAAAAGUCUUCUUAAGUGCCUGCCUUAUGUACCAAGAAAAGCAACAGCUAAGGGCAUUGUAAGUCUUAUGCUGUGCACAACAGACAAAAAUUUGAGUCUCACAGAAAAGUCAGAUACCACAGACCUACAAUAUCUGGUCUACAUCAGUCAGCUCUACUCCAAGUGUCCUGCCUUCCCUUCCCCCACGCGAGUCAUGCCACACAUUCCUCACCUAUGCCUGUAGGCAUUCACAGUUACUCGUGCAGGCUGUAUUGUCCCAACAAGUCUGAGAUGCAUCUUUCCUCACCUGAGCAUAUCCGGACCCAUUUUCUGCACACGCAAAAUGAUACUUCAGGUUUCACCCAGUACAAUGGUGGUAUUGCGUUUUAAAGCUCUUCAGCAUUUUGCUGAGGGUAACAGCCACAGCAAAGCUACCACUCAGCCCUUGAAAAAAACAACAGGAGCUGCUUGGGAUGUUGCAGAAACAUAGUGGUGGCAGAUGGUGUACGUUCUUCUGGAGACCUUUCAUAGCCCACACAGCGUUGCCAGCAGCUGGUUCCAGAGCUCUGGCUUUG
This is a messenger RNA of Egretta garzetta (little egret), 4560 nucleotides long. RefSeq names its product fatty acyl-CoA reductase 2 (gene FAR2). Lineage: Eukaryota; Metazoa; Chordata; Aves; Pelecaniformes; Ardeidae. Gene Ontology annotation, biological process: long-chain fatty-acyl-CoA metabolic process. Gene Ontology annotation, molecular function: alcohol-forming very long-chain fatty acyl-CoA reductase (NADP+) activity. The transcript is spliced from 12 exons. Bases 121 to 1668 code for a protein of 515 amino acids. Gene Ontology annotation, cellular component: peroxisome. The record is from RefSeq and is a predicted model, not a curated record.